Lethenteron reissneri (Far Eastern brook lamprey) is the source of this 2492-nucleotide messenger RNA. RefSeq lists its product as uncharacterized. NCBI's taxonomy places the organism in Eukaryota, Metazoa, Chordata, Hyperoartia, Petromyzontiformes, Petromyzontidae. The record is from RefSeq and is a predicted model, not a curated record.
GGUGAGCGGUGAGUGGUAAGCGGUGAGCGGUGAGCGGUGAGUGGUGAGUGGUGAGCGGUGAGCGGUGAGCGGUGAGCGGUGAGUGGUGAGCGGUGAGUGUCCGCAGAGCGUCCACCUGAGGCUUCAUCCAUCCCACGUCGGUGAACAGACAAGUUGAGCCUCACAGCUCCGACUCGCCUCACACUCACGGGAGCCACGGUGGCUAUGAGACGUUGACUUCCUCGCCUCGGAUACAGGAGGUCGUGCGUGCAAUCCCAAGCCUGACGAUGUCUGCUGCUGCUGCUGUGUAUGUGGAGUCUGCGUGUCUAACCACUGUGGCUAGGAGAUGUUGACUACCUCACUUGGUCUGCAGGAGGUUGCAUAGAGAAUCCCCGUGGUCGCGUGGAGUCUUUGUGUAUCUCCAUGAGUCUAUCUGUAUCUCCAUGAGUUUCUGUGUAUCUUUAUGAGUCUCUGUAUCUCUAUGAGUUUCUCUGUAUCUCUAUGAGUCUAUCUCUGAGUCUCUAUGAGUCUCUAUCUCUAUGAGUCUCUAUGUAUCUCUAUGAGUCUCUAUGGUACAUAGAGAUACAGAGACACUCAUAGAGAUACAUAGAGAUGCAUGGAGACCCUCGGAGACUCGUAGAGGUGCUUGCUGUGCCGUCAGAGCAACGGCCGAACCUCCGCCUCCACAUUUACAGACAGCUGCAGCUGCAGCUGCAGCAGCAGCAGCUGUGGCAGCAGCAGCAGCGGCAGCAGCAGCAGCAGGAGCUGCAGCAGCGGCAGCAGCAGCGGCAGCAGCAGGAGCUGCAGCAGCAGCAGCAGCAGCUGCAGCAGCAGCAGGAGCUGCAGCAGCAGCGGCAGCAGCAGGAGCUGGUGGUGGUGGUGGAACGCGAGAUCCCCGCGCGCUCCGCCAACCCCUACGUGGGAAGGAGCACCGGCAAGGUCGACUCGGCCUCAAACGAGUGGUUCCCCACCGCCGGUUGGCGGGAACCCGCCGGUCACGACGCUCUCAAGCGCAGACGCUCGCACCGUCCGUGUGGUGGUGGCGGUGGUGACGGUGGUGGUGACGGUGGUGACCACAACCGCGGCUGCUUCGGCUGCUGUUUCUACGAGGAGCCCGUCCUGAAACAGGCCCUGGUCUGUAACGACGUCGCCGCACACGACCGCUCCUUCAACAUCGCCGCUGAAGUGAACCACUCGGCGCGGCACGGUGGCCACUACCACCACGGUGGUGGUGGUGGUUGUGGUGGUGGUAGUUGGUAUGAUGGUGGUGGUAGUUGGUAUGAUGGUGGUGGUGGUAGUUGGUAUGAUGGUGGUGGUGGUUGUGGUGGUGGUGGUUGUGGUGGUGGUGUGGUGGUGGUGGUGGUAGUUGGUAUGAUGGUGGUGGUGGUUAGUAUCAUGGUGGUGGUAGUUGAUAUGAUGGUGGUGGUGGUAGUUGGUAUGAUGGUGGUGGUAGUGGUGGUGGUAGUUGGUAUGAUGGUGGUGGUAGUUGGUAUGAUGGUGGUGGUGGUAGUUGGUAUGAUGGUGGUGGUGGUUGUGGUGGUGGUGGUUGUGGUGGUGGUGGUUGUGGUGGUGGUGGUGGUAGUUGGUAUGAUGGUGGUGGUGGUUAGUAUCAUGGUGGUGGUAGUUGGUAUGAUGGUGGUGGUGGUAGUUGGUAUGAUGGUGGUGGUGGUGGUAGUGGUGGUGGUAGUUGGUAUGAUGGUGGUGGUGGUUAGUAUCAUGGUGGUGGUGGUUGAGAUUGACGUUCCACAGUGAUUUUAAAACCUGUCACGAGUUCUAACUGCCUCGUGAUUUACAAUUGCAUUUACGUACGAAUAAGGCGCGCAGGUCCGCACAGUAACUACAACGUUUAUUCUCAUAUUUAUUUAUUAUUAAACUCACGAUAUUUAUACUCUUUGGUUCUUUCGGUAAAGUCACGUCGGUAGAAAUCAAAUCAAAUAAAUCACGACGUUUCGAUUUGCAACACAAGCAAUCGUCAUCGGGUGGGAAAACCGCAGCAAGAAAUGUGUUUUGCUGAAGUGUGAGGAGGUUAUAUGGGUGGUGAGAGGAGGGGGGUGGGGGGGUAGGGGAGCGUUGCGUGGACGCUAGGAGAGUGUGCGUGGGACUGCGGCAACAUCGCCAGUGACUAGCUGCCAAAGCAGCAGCAAUGCCAAACGGCGGGGAUGCAAUUGACUUGUCAAAUAUGACUAGUGGCCGUCAAAUAUGACUAGUGGCCGGCAAAUAUGAUGGAACAACCAUGAACAGUUAAGGUUUUACCUGGUUAAUAACAUCCUUCCAAUGGUAAUUGUUUUUUUACCCUUUUUAUCGAUGUUUGUGUAGAGGGAACAGCGGCUUGUGCGCUGCACUAUGAACCCAGGAACCUGAGUUUGAUGAUUAUCAGCCAUUGCGAGCUACCCUGCGGAGGGUCAAAUACUUAUUUCCCUCAUUAAAAUGCAAAUCAAUUUAUAACAUUUUUGACAUUGCGUUUUUCUGGAUUUUGUUGUUAUUCUGUCUCUCACUGUUCAAAUAAACCUACC